This is a messenger RNA of Saccharomyces kudriavzevii IFO 1802, 2157 nucleotides long. RefSeq names its product Mam3p (gene MAM3). Gene Ontology annotation, biological process: magnesium ion homeostasis. Bases 1 to 2157 code for a protein of 718 amino acids. Lineage: Eukaryota; Fungi; Ascomycota; Saccharomycetes; Saccharomycetales; Saccharomycetaceae. Gene Ontology annotation, cellular component: intracellular membrane-bounded organelle. The transcript has a single exon. The record is from RefSeq and is a predicted model, not a curated record.
AUGUCGUUGUUCUCACUAAGGUCCAGAUCGCGAUCCGUCGCCCCUCGUUGGUUGUACAUGCUCCUGUACCAUAUCUUCACGAUUCCCAAGAUAUAUUCGCUCCCGUUGAUAUCCGGAUCACAUGGGUUCAAUGCCAGAGAUGGGGCCGAUUCCGGCCCCAGUGUUGCCGAUGAGGUAAACGUCACCACGUACUACUUUAUUUCCAUCAUACUGGUGCUCCUGGGUGGUGUGUUUGCCGGGUUGACGCUUGGGCUGAUGGGCCAAGACGAAGUUUACCUGAAGGUCAUCAGCACUUCCGGUUCGAAUUCCGAGAAAAAAUUGGCCAAGCGGGUGCUUGGCCUGAUUUCUAGGGGGAAGCAUUGGGUCCUUGUCACGCUGCUUCUUUCCAAUGUUAUAACCAACGAAACGCUGCCCAUCGUCUUGGACAGAUGUCUUGGCGGUGGCUGGCAAGCCGUUUUCUCGUCCACGAUUCUGAUUGUGAUUUUCGGCGAGAUCAUCCCGCAGAGUGUCUGUGUUAAGUACGGGUUGCAAGUCGGGGCCUUCUUCUGUCCCUUUGUUCUCGUUCUGAUGUACCUGAUGUACCCGGUGGCGUACCCGAUUGCAACCCUCCUGGACUAUAUGCUCGGUGAAGAUCAUGGCAUCAUGUACAAGAAGUCCGGACUGAAGACUCUGGUUACCUUGCACAGAACCAUGGGUGUGGAACGGUUGACUAAAGACGAAGUCACCAUCAUUUCUGCCGUUUUGGAUCUGAAGGCAAAGAAAGUCGAGGAAAUCAUGACGCCUAUCGAAAACGUCUUCACAAUGAGUGCUGACACCAUCUUGGACGACAAAACCGUCGAAAAGAUCUUUAAUUCGGGCUUUUCCAGAAUCCCAAUUUUUUUGCCUAACGAACCAAACAACUUCAUUGGAAUGUUACUUGUCAGGGUCCUUAUCUCCUACGACCCGGACGAUUGCCUCCCAAUCUCCCAUUUCCCCUUGGCCACGUUGCCCGAGACCUCCCCAAACACGUCUUGUUUGAACAUCCUGAACUAUUUCCAAGAGGGUAAAUCGCACAUGUGUGUCGUCAGUAAGGAACCUGGCUCCUCCCAUGGCGCCAUUGGUGUUUUGACUUUGGAAGACGUCAUUGAGGAACUGAUCGGCGAGGAAAUCGUGGACGAAUCCGAUGUCUUCGUGGACAUGCACCAACAUAUCAUGCGACAACAGCCGGGGCCUUUGAGCAAAAGACAUAUCACUUCUUAUUUGCAUCACUUGUAUACCAGCUCCCACAGGGAGCACCGCGCUGAAGACCAAGUGGACGAAUCGUCUCCGCUCCUAUCCCCAUCUACUUCCGGCCACUUACCUGAACACGCGCAGCAAGCUCUGGACAGCAAACCUUGGAACCGGAAAAAAGUCAAUGACGGUAACGGCAAGUCCAAGCUGAAUCCAAAUGCCACGUCCAAGCUGACUUUACCGUCCCCAACCCCACAAUUAACAGAACAUGGCACCAUCAUACCUUCCAAUUUAGCAUCCAACCCACUAAAUGUCAAUAAAUCUUUUGUCACCAUCAAAAAACCCGCUAAUGUUCCAAAGAUUAUCACCACGCACACCCCUCACUCCAGCAAAGAACCAUCUCCAGCACCUCACUCAAGCGAUAGGAAGUCACUCUCUGCUGAAGAACGCCAAUUGCUAAGCGAUCAUGCAGAAUUAUCUCGUCAAGCCAUCAUGCACACCCAACGGUCAGGUCAACCGACUCAAGUCACCACAUCGACAAACACCACGAAAAAUAGCCCUGGUAGCAUAUCGAUUCCGAAUUCUGGCGCAAACCAUCUCGAUGGAAACCAAAACGUCACAAUCUCGUCCUCAUACCAAAACACCAAGAAUGGUAUAGUAGAAUCGGUGAUCACGGUCAAAGGUGUCCCCAAAACAAUCAUUGGUCCUGCGAAGGAUUGGGAUGAGUCCAAAAGUGAAUACGAUAAUGGAUAUAAUGAUCAAGAAAAUUCGAAUCAAACUGAUGAUAGGGGAAGUUCAAGCUCAAACACAAGUCUUUUCUCCAGUCUUAAAAAUAAGUUCAACAAGAGCGAGAAUAAUACUAACAAUGAUCGUCCCACUUAUUCGGAUUCUUUAUCAAGAAACUCCAAUUUUGAAGGUAAUGGCUCUUCAUCCACCAUGAAAAGAUAA